Messenger RNA from Fraxinus pennsylvanica, 843 nucleotides. Lineage: Eukaryota; Viridiplantae; Streptophyta; Magnoliopsida; Lamiales; Oleaceae. The record is from the annotation of a GenBank genome assembly.
AUGAGAGGACAUUCUACAUUUGCAGUUUUUCACUCGUGUUUCUCAUCGGAGGUACUGCCUGAGGGGAUAUACCAGCUAUACCUGAAAGAAAUCAUCACUGAUUUACAUGAAGAGUUCCCUGAUUCCUCAUUUCUUGCUUUUAAUUUUCGGGAAGGUGAAAAGAGGAGCCAGUUUGCAGGGAUUUUGUGUGAGUAUGAUGUCACGGUUAUGGAUUAUCCAAGGCAAUACGAGGGGUGUCCCUUGUUGCCACUGUCUUUGAUUCGCCAUUUCCUUCGUGUUAGUGAGAGUUGGCUUUAUCUUGGGAAUAGCCAGAAUGUAGUUUUGUUCCACUGCGAUAGAGGUAGUUGGCUGGUCCUCGCCUUUGUUUUAGCUGGUUUCCUGGUUUACAGGAAGUUGCACAGCGGCGAGAGGAAAACUCUUGAAAUGGUUUACAAAGAAGGUCCAAAGAAGGAUUGUGACGUGAUAAAGAUCGAUAUACAAUGUCUGGUGCAAGGGGAUGGUGUACUUGAAUGUGUCCAUUUAGACUUGGAUCCAGAAAGGGAAGUGAUGAUGUUUCGAGCAAUGUUCAAUACAGCUUUUAUUCGGUCCAAUAUUCUUAUGCUCAACUCUGAGAACUUGGAUAUUCUUUGGGACUCAAAGGCACGGUUUCCUAAAGGCUUUCGAGCUGAGGUGCUAUUUGGAGAUGUUGAGACCCGUUCUCCCUCAAAAGCCCCAGCUGCAAUCUUAAAUGGGGAGGAACAUGGUGGACUGCCUAUUGAAGCUUUCUCUCGGGUGCAAGAACUUUUUGGUGGUGUAGAUUGGGUUGACUCCAGUAAUGAUGCCACUUUAUGGUUACUUAAAUAA